CUCUCUCUCUCUCUGUUGCGAGGUCAUAUAAUUCAGACAACGGUGUUUUCUGUAUUUAUAUUUGCAGUCAGCACUGUGUCGCAAGGAAGAAGAAGAACAGGGACACAGCAACGCACGCUCGAAUUCACCUGAGAGCUACUCACAAAGAUCAUCAUGUCAAACGUCGGUCCUUGCUUUGGUCUGUCCCGGGAGGUACAGAGUAAGAUUGAUAAGAAAUACGACCCAGAACUGGAGGAAAAGUUGACGGAGUGGAUCGUCGCUCAGUGCGACCCUGAAGUGGGCCAGCCUGAGCCGGCCAAGAUCGGAUUCCAAAACUGGCUCAAGAACGGAAUUGUGCUGAGUAAGCUCAUCAACAGCCUGUAUGCUACCAACAAGCCGAUAAAGACCACCAAGACCUCCACCAUGGUGUUUAAGCAGAUGGAACAAAUAUCUUUGUUCCUCAAAGCUUCAGAAAACUAUGGAGUCACCAACACUGACAUAUUUCAGACUGUAGACCUCUUUGAAGGCAAGGACAUGGCUGCUGUCCAGAGGACCCUGAUGGCUCUGGGUAAUUUGGCUGUCACAAAGGACGACGGAUGUUACAAAGGAGACCCUAACUGGUUCCACAGGAAAGCCCAAGAGAACAAGAGAGAUUUCUCAGAGGAACAGCUGACCGAAGGCAAAAAUAUCAUCGGCCUGCAAAUGGGCACAAAUAAAGGAGCAUCUCAGGCUGGAAUGACGAGCUACGGACAACCCAGGCAGAUCAAGCCGUGAAAUGGUGCAUAGCUGAAACACUACUUCGUCUACUCUCUGAAAGGCCAGCAAGGACCAUGAGAAGUGUCACCUGACUGUUUUCGAGGCUAAACUGGACCAAAACGGGGACGAAAAAGAAGAUGUGCACACACUUCAAGUUGAGUAGGCCUCCACAAAUUGACUCCUUAAAUAGUGUAAAGUGUUAAAAUAGUGUUAAAUAGUUUAAGUAAAGUUGACAGAGCAUUUGACAUAGUUACAGUUUUUAAUUUAAAGGACAAUUCCAGUUGUUUUUUCAUGUUUUAACCCACUUCCUAAAAUAAUCCAAUGUGCUUCACUGCAAAGCACAAUAUAUCACAAGAUAACACAAUCUGCAGUUAGAUUUGCAAUCAAUGUGUCAGACCUUCUUUAGCAUUUCAUACGUGAUAUAGAAUGAGAAUGAUUUUUAAAUAAAGUUUGAUUUACAUUUAAAGAA
Molecule: messenger RNA, 1204 nt
Organism: Pseudoliparis swirei
Lineage: Eukaryota; Metazoa; Chordata; Actinopteri; Perciformes; Liparidae
Product: transgelin-like
Exons: 5
Coding region: 154-753 (199 amino acids)
Molecular function (GO): protein binding
Source: RefSeq, a predicted model, not a curated record